AUGCGAGCUGCUCCAGAGUCAGGCAAGCACACUCACCGCAUGCCUGGCCUCCUGACGUGUCGUCUCCCUCAGCAUCUCCUCCGGGGCUUCCAGCCAUUUUUUGAGGGCCGCCGUGAUCAUCUCUGGAUCAUUGUUCCCGACCGGUCCAUCCCCGACUGGGCAGCCGAAAGCGAGCGUCGACGUGCGCUGGGCUUCAAUAAGUAUGAGAAAAAGACAGGUCGAGUCAUCAUCGCAAAUGCCUGCACGCAACUCUCCAUCGAUGCCCUUGGCAUGGGCUUCACCACUAAGGACGCUCACCACCAUCUCGUGGGACAUCACGGCGAGGGUCUCAAGCUGGCUGCGUUGAUCCUCUCUCUCGACGGCUACCAAGCUCGACUGGUCGCGUCCGACGCUCGGCUAGCAGGCCGUCUCUUAGAGCCGUCGACGACCAUUCGAGUCUGGCAAUACCUGCUGCGCGAAUCAGCAUAUAAGCAGUUCUUUUACAGCGAGAAUAGCAAUGAUCAGAACUUGCUGCCUGCCCACUGCUCAAUCCGAACCGUCGAAAAAGAGCAGCAAGAGCCAUUCAAGGUUGCGAAGCCCUAUACCGUCCCGAACACGGCAUUUGCGAGAAUAGUCGAUCAAGCUUUGCAGGCCUAUUUUGCUCUGCUGAAAUUCACCGAUCACAUUCCAGUGGUUUACGUCAAAGGCUUGACUAACAAGGCCGAUGUAUACUUUGGCAAAGGACAGGUAGAAGAGCUCUUGGUUCGAUCGAUUGCCUCCAUGUUCAAAGCACAUCCGAAAUCUCGGCCGGCAGAGAUAAAGUUCAUGGGUCAAAUUGGACUGCGAUUGCGAUACCUGCCGCACAGCAUCAAGUUGAAGCCAUACCCCAGGGGUAUUCUGGUCAGCUGGGAAGAUAACGAGACGGAGGCAUUUCGCACGCUCGGGUCUGGCGGCCCGAACUACCAUGUUCUGCUGCAUGAAGGCAAUUGUGCAAGUGCCGAGACGGCGUUUCUCCACGAGAAAGCAGCCCUCACCAACGAAGUGGUUCCCUGUGGCUGCCGUCGGCAGUUCGCUCGUCAGACACAUCGAAUGUGCCUCUUUACCGGUCUGUCGCACACAUCGACAUAUUAUGCCAUGAUUGCGCUGGACGAGGAUCGGGCAUUCUACGGAGUUCCAUCUGAUCGAACCUCGCCAGGGUCGUUUGAGAAUGGCAGAACUACUCUCCAGUAA
Molecule: messenger RNA, 1209 nt
Organism: Penicillium brasilianum
Lineage: Eukaryota; Fungi; Ascomycota; Eurotiomycetes; Eurotiales; Aspergillaceae
Source: the annotation of a GenBank genome assembly